This is a messenger RNA of Nymphaea colorata (pocket water lily), 786 nucleotides long. RefSeq names its product GTPase activating protein 1-like. The coding region runs from base 207 to 695 and encodes 162 amino acids. The transcript is spliced from 3 exons. NCBI's taxonomy places the organism in Eukaryota, Viridiplantae, Streptophyta, Magnoliopsida, Nymphaeales, Nymphaeaceae. The record is from RefSeq and is a predicted model, not a curated record.
GAUUGGCCAUUUAAAGUGUACCGUUAUACGCGCAGAGAGAGAGAGAAGAGAGAGCGGGACUCCGCGGGAGAGAGAGAGUUCUAGAAGGCAGAGAAGAAAGAAAGCAAGGGAAGCUUUACUUUAAAGCAUCCAAAGCUCAUUGGCAUCUCUGAAGUGGGCAGAGAGACAGAGGGAGACUUGUGCUUGGGGAGCACCGAGGAAGGUAAAUGGAGAAACUGAAUGGGCUUCUGAGGGUGAGGGUGAUCAGAGGUGUGGGUCUGGCUGUCAGGGAUCUGAGAUCCAGCGACCCUUACGUUAUUGUUAAGAUGGGCAAGCAGAAACUGAGGACUCGUGUGGUAAAGCGCAACCUAAAUCCAGAAUGGAAAGAGAGCUUGACUCUUUCUGUUUCAGAUCAUAUUCUGCCCAUCAGGAUUGAAGUGUUUGACAAAGAUACAUUUUCUCGUGAUGACCCCAUGGGCUAUGCUGAAUUCGACAUACAUCCAUUUAUAGAAGCUGUAGAAAUGAAAGCCAAUGGUGUUCCUUGUAACGAAAUACACAAGAAGUUGGUUCCGAAUCGUCAAAAUUGUUACGCAGAGGAGAGCUGCAUAAAAUGUGUAGAAGGGAAGAUUAUUCAAGACUUGUGCCUCAGGCUAAGAAAUGUGGAGUGUGGCGAGGUUGAAAUACAACUGGAAUGGAUAAAUAUUAAAAGUGUGUAGAUUUUAAGCAUUGAAAUAUGAGUAUGUAAGAAGAAGUCCUGUGAUACUUCUGCUGAUUACAGAUGUAUAUAAUAAUCUGCUCUCUCUUGCA